AAGUGUCAGUCCAUAAUCAAAAUUCGCCGUGUUCACAUUUGUCUAAAUUUAGUAAAUGGCCACCGGACUCGUUUCUCUCCCCAUCGGCAUAGAUUUAGGCACGACGUAUUCAUGUGUUGGUGUUUUCUCGAACGGAACUGUUAAUAUCAUUGCAAACGAUCAAGGAAAUCGCACAACUCCCAGUUUCGUCGCUUUUACGGAUGUGGAAAGACUUGUCGGGGACCCUGCAAAGGGUCAAGUGGCUCUGAAUCCCGAAAACACCGUCUACGAUGCGAAAAGAUUAAUAGGACGAAAAUUCAACGACCCGGCCGUCCAGCACGACAUGAAAUUGUGGCCCUUCCAAGUGAUUAACGAUAACGGGAAGCCGAAAAUUCGAGUCCGGUACAAGAGCGAAACGAAGACUUUCUUCCCGGAAGAAAUCUCGUCAAUGGUCCUCGGCAAGAUGAAGGAGACGGCGGAGACCUAUCUCGGCACGCAUGUCACGGGGGCGGUUAUCACCGUCCCGGCGUAUUUCAACGACUCCCAGAGGCAGGCCACGAAGGAUGCCGGGACCAUAGCAGGCCUUGAUGUGCUGAGGAUCAUCAACGAGCCCACGGCGGCCGCCAUCGCCUACGGCCUGGACAAGAAGGGUGGCGCCGAGCGAAACAUUUUGAUUUUUGACUUCGGCGGUGGCACUUUCGACGUCUCGAUUCUGAACUUGGCUGAAGGAAUUUUCGAAGUGAAAUCGACUGCUGGUGACACCCACUUGGGUGGAGAAGAUAUCGACAGUCGUAUGGUCGAUUUUUUCACCGAAGAGUUUAAGAAAAAGCACAAAAUCGACUUGAAAAGCAAUAAGAGAGCUUUGAGACGUCUUCAAACCGCGUGCGAGCGUGCUAAAAGGACGCUAUCUUCGGCGACUCAAGCCAGUGUCGAGAUUGACUCCCUGGCAAAUGGUGUCGAUUUUUAUACGAAUAUUAGUCGUGCAAAGUUUGAAGAACUCAAUGGGGAUAUUUUCCGGAGGACACUGGAGCCGGUGGAGAAAGCAUUGAGGGACGCCAAAAUCAACAAAAACAAGAUAGACGACAUCGUGCUCGUCGGCGGUUCGACCCGAAUCCCCAAAAUCCAGUCACUCCUCCAGGACCUAUUCCAAGGCAAAGAACUGAACAAAUCAAUCAAUCCAGACGAGGCUGUGGCAUACGGGGCGGCCGUGCAGGCGGCCAUCCUGUCAGGAGAUAAUUCAGAAGCCGUCCGUGAUAUUCUCCUCCUGGACGUGACUCCUUUGUCUUUAGGAAUUGAAACGGCCGGCGGCGUUAUGGCUGUGUUAAUACAGAGAAAUACCACCAUUCCUGUAAAACAUUCACAGAUAUUUUCUACUUUUGCUGACAACCAGCCGGGGGUCUCAAUCCAGGUGUACGAAGGUGAAAGGAGUAUGACACGUGAUAACAACUUAUUAGGGAAAUUCGAGCUCAUGGGUAUUCCGCCGGCUCCGCGAGGUGUUCCCCAAAUCGAAGUGACAUUCGACGUGGAUGCCAACGGUAUUCUUAACGUAACAGCAAUAGAAAACGCCACCGGUAAAACCAAUCGAAUAACCAUCAAAAAUGACAAAGGUCGACUGACGAAAGACCAAAUUGAGAAAAUGGUCACUGAAGCUGAAAAAUUCAAAGAACAAGACCAACAAAUGAGGGCAACAAUUGCGAGCAAAAAUGAUUUAGAGGCUUAUGUCUACCAAAUGAAGAACUUGGCCGACGACUCGACUGUGGCUUCGAAAUUAUCAACAUCCGAUAAAACACUAUUGAAUAACACAUGUAAGGAGGCAAUUGAGUGGAUGAAUAAAAAUCAGAGUGCUACAGAAGAGCAAUACGUGCGUAAGAAGGAAGAAAUCGAAAUUAAAUUAAAACCGAUCAUUAUGAAAUUGUACGCGGGACCUGGACAAUCAUCACAAAGACAAUUUCCAACGCAUGGUAACAAUGAUAGAGGAAAUGGGCCGAUAAUUGACGAAGUUGAUUGAUUUUUUCCACAUUUCUGUUUCCCUCCAUUUUGUGAAAUUGACACGAUCGGUAAUAUCACUCCCUGUUAAAAGUUUGAAUUUCUAUUUCCCAAAUCAAAAUUUAACAAAAUUUUAAUAUUUCAUAGUUUACAAUAUUACUAAAAAAGACGCAAUAAUGACAAUCCACAUUUCUAUUUUUCUCCAUUUGUUAAAAUUGACACGAUCGGUAAUAUCACUCCCUGUUUCAAACAAUGGAAUAUAACCAAAAAAUGAUUUCAGAGUUUAUGAAGCUCGGGAACGUUGAUAAAAAAGACGCAACUGUCGGCCUCCAAGUUUAUUUAGAAUUGUGUGAAGUAAGGAAAUACUGGGAUGUUGUGGCGCGUUAUAAGCCCGAAGCCCAGUUGCUGUACUUCACUGCGAAGACAAGUAAAUCGGAAAGUGACUCAUUUUUUAUCCCUAGGGCGGCAAGUGACGGACUGGGUUUUAAUCAAAUGCAAAGUUAUUUCACAUUGUGUGAUACAAGUGAUGUCAGGAGCGUUUAUUUAGGAUUGGUCAGCAGUGACUCAACUUGCGUUUUUUACCAAUUACAUGAAGGUUUGCAAACGCCGACUGACGUGAGUGCUAAACACCUGAAAUCAAACAAAGAGGAAAAACUAGAAGCGGAAAUAAAGAGAAAUAGAGACGCGAUAACGGAAGCCGCAUUGUGUGGAACUCCUGUAACAUUGAGAGAAAGUAUAAAUUAAAUUGCUUAGAUAAACACGACUUUAUUCAUAUCGUAAAUAUUUAGUGAUGUAAAGAAUAUAAAUAACAUUAUUUACUGAAGUCAGCUUAUACAUGUUUGUAUUAAAACUUACAUAUAAUUUAUAGGUAUAUAUUUAAAGCAUCAAAAAAUAAUAGAUUACACUAGGAUUAGUAACUAUGUACACUGAGCGUGAUCUUUUUUAAAAACAGGCACUUCCAAAUUCAGCUAUUCUCGAAUUGCAACAGUCUUGAUACGUACUGGAAGAGCAACAACUCCAGGGAAAAAUGCAACACUUUGAGUAAUAUUACUACAAGAGUAUGAAUAAAAUAUAUACAGAACAUCA
Molecule: messenger RNA, 3051 nt
Organism: Tribolium madens (black flour beetle)
Lineage: Eukaryota; Metazoa; Arthropoda; Insecta; Coleoptera; Tenebrionidae
Product: heat shock cognate 71 kDa protein-like
Exons: 11
Coding region: 56-1987 (643 amino acids)
Biological process (GO): vesicle-mediated transport; cellular response to unfolded protein; protein refolding
Cellular component (GO): cytoplasm; nucleus; cytosol
Molecular function (GO): ATP-dependent protein folding chaperone; ATP hydrolysis activity; misfolded protein binding
Source: RefSeq, a predicted model, not a curated record